This is a messenger RNA of Monoraphidium neglectum, 1791 nucleotides long. RefSeq lists its product as hypothetical. Bases 1 to 1791 code for a protein of 596 amino acids. The transcript is spliced from 3 exons. Lineage: Eukaryota; Viridiplantae; Chlorophyta; Chlorophyceae; Sphaeropleales; Selenastraceae. The record is from RefSeq and is a predicted model, not a curated record.
AUGGCCAGCUCGCGGCUGCUGGAGCUGCCUCAGACAGCACUCGAUGCGUUGGCUUGUUGCAUCGACUCAGUCUCGUUUUCGCAACUGAGGCUCGCAAGCCAUGCCGCAUGCUGUCUGGUAGAGGCGCGGAUCUGGCGCAUCGCCGUCGGCGGGUCAGCAGGGGCCCCACCAGCGGUGCUGGCAGCGGCCAUCGAGCGGUUCCCCUCUGUCAACGAGCUGCAGAUCAUGAGUGUCAAAUACGAUUUGCAGGAUGCCGAGCUAGAGCAGGCGCUGAAGGCCCUGCAGCCCAGCUUGGUGUGGCCGUCAGUGACGCUGCUGACGCUGGUUGGGCAUGAGGAGGAGCCUGCGGCGCUCAUCAGCCCGGCUGCGCUGGCGCGUCUGGUGGCGCUCUGCCCGAACCUGAAGGAGCUGCAGGGACUGCACGUUGCCCCUAGUCUGACGCCCGCCGGGGCGCCCGCCGGCAGCGGGGACCGGCGCGCCUCGGUCGUGGAGGCGCUGGCCUGUGCGGCCUCACUCUCGAGGCUGUCGCUGAGUUUGACCCUCAGGAGCGGCUGCGACGAGGACUUCAGACGCCGUCUGAUGACGGUGUUGCAGAGGCACAAGCUGAGACGCCUGAAGCUGGUGAACGCGUUCCCGUCAUGGCUGGAGCGCGUGCACCGGCCAGAACUCUCGGAGCUGCAGGUGACGGCUGCGGCGGCGGUGGCCGCACUCCCGGGCCUCACGAGCCUCGAGCUCAGCGUGGGCGCGGACGAGCCGCUGCUGCCCCUGGGGGCCUGCCGCGGGCUGCGGCGGCUCACGCUCAGGGACUGCGCGGUGGGCGGCCAGGUGGCGUCGCUGCGCGGCGCGGGCGUCCUGCCAGACCUAUGGAGCCUCGAGCUCGUCGGUGCAUGCAACGCCGAGCUGACGGGCCCGCCGCUGGGGGCGCAGGAGCUUGCUGCAGUUUCCAAGGCGUGCCCCAACCUCAGAUGUCUGCGGCUUGACAACCUCACGCUUGGAGGCGCGCCCGCCGCAGCCGCAGGCGCAGCCGCGCCGCCCGUGUUUGGGAGGCUAGAUUUGCUCACCCUCGGGAACGUCAAGGACGGCGGCGGUGAGGCCUUUGAUCUUGCGGCGCUCGCGCCCAGCCUAGUGCAAAUGGUCCUGCAGAGCAGCUGGCACAGCCUGGCACGCGGCGUUGCCAGCCACCCGGCGCACCCCGCGCUGUACUUCGACGGGCAAAGCCACCCCAGGUAUUGCCGCCUUGACAAGACAGAAGCCUUCGCCGCAACCGUCGGCGAGCAGUCAUACCUCGGGGUCCACCUCAGCGUGGAGGCGUGCAUGUUUGAGGAUGCGCGUGUGUUUGUCAACCCCAGCUGCGUGCACCAGUGGGUGAUGGGCUGGCACUGCGUGCGCGAGCUGGACCUGGGUGUGCAAAGCCUCGGCAUACGCCUCUCCGGCCUGCUGCCUCACAUUGCGUCGACGAUGGGUGCGCGCCUCGAGGUGUUGUGGCUGGCGGGCUGCGAGGCCGACCCGGCGCCUGACGCGGCCCGCACCCUGCUGUGCCUGCACAUGUUCUCGUGCCUGCGUAUGCUGGUGCUUGUACUUGAAGCGCGCGAGGGGGAGUCGCGCAGCCCGUGCUGCCAGGACGUGUGCGCCUUGCUGGCGCCGCUCACGGCAUCGCGCGAGGCGGUGGGGCGGGUCAGCCGGCUGCCAGCAGAUUUCUCUUUGUUCCUGCCUGCGGGGGCCGCGGUCACGUGGGAGGGCUGCCAGACGCUGACGGCACAGGUCCCGGGGGUCAAAAUCGAGCUGACGUGA